CAAGUCUCUACUGCUCUGUUUGUAUACUCAACGUUCUUAUUUAUAUAUAGGGUGCCUGCAAUAGACCACUGCUUUUGCCCAGCCGCAACCGCACAAGUCUUGACAACCUUGAGUUUGCUCUACGCCACUUUUACUGCGCUUUCCCAUAAGUAAGCUAAGUAUUAAGUAGCCUAUGCCAGCAAGGCAACAACAGAUCCCACCGGCCCGAACGGGUCUUUGCCUUUCUUAGGGGUCUCUUCCCGAUCCGUUUGCCAUGUCGUCCGCCCCAGCCCAGCCAGCGCUGCCGGGCGCUCCUGCCGCUACAAUUGCAGCACUACCUCAGGAUGGCUCUGUGGUAAAGAUGAAGGGGCUUCCCUUUAAGGGCGGCAAGGAGGACAUCAUAAAGUUCUUUGCGGGUUUCACGCUCCGGACGGACCAGGUGUACCUGCGCAAGCACCCUGAUGGCAGGCCAAACGGCGAGGCCUUUGUUGUUUUUGAGAACAGCGACGAGGCUCGCCGUGCUACACAAAAAGACCGUGAGACGUUCGGGGAGAAGUUCGGGGACCGCUACGUGCGGGUGUACCCAACUCUCGAUUCAGACAUCCCGGAUAUGCAAGCAGCCGUGGCGCAAGCGCAACAGCAGGAGCAGGCGCAGGGAAGUGGCAGCCACAGUCAUGGCGCUCAUUCAGACAGUGUUGUGAAGAUCAAGAGCCUGCCAUUCGACGCCACCCAGCUUGACAUCAUUCAGUUUUUUGAGAGCUUCAAGCUCAAGCCGAAUGGCGUGCAGCUUGUUGUUCGAUCCGAUAACAAGCCAACUGGCGAGGCAUUCGUGGACUUCGAGACUCCAGAGGAAGCAGCGCGCUCCAUUAAGGAGAAAGACCACAAGAUUUUCUCCGAGAAGUUUGGGGAUCGCUAUGUUCGCUUGAUACAGGUGUCACGCAAGGAGAUGCAGGCCACGCUGGCGCUGCGCUUCGGCGGGGAGGGCGUGCUCAAGAUGAAGGGCAUUCCCUUCAAGGCCACCGCCAUGGACGUGCGGAAGUUCUUUGCGGGCUACAAGAUCAAGCUGGAGGGCGUCAGCUUCAUCAUGCACGCGGACGGGCGGCCCACGGGAAUGGCCUUUGUGGAGUUUGAGACACCCCAGGAGGCCGUGCGGGCGAUGGAGAAGGACCGCCACAAGUUCGGGCCGGAGUACGGUGACCGCUUCUGCAUGCUGCAGCUGGUGGGGCGGCAUGAGAUGGAGAAGGUCACGCUGCAGCGUGAGAACGAGAACACAGCGAACAAGCUGCUGAACGGCAUCAACGUCCUGCAGGCGGCCGCAUUCGCCACGCAGGCGGCGCUCAACAACCCUGCGUUGCAGCCCAUCCUCAUGGCCGGCUCCAACCCCUGGCUCAAUCCCAUCUACCAGGGCAUGGGCCUGGUCAACCACGCGACCACCAACCAAGCCGCCGCAGCAGCCGCGCUCGCUAACGCGCAGCUGGCGCAGGUGCCGGGGGCCUCCCCCAGCAGCCCCAUGCUGGACGCCACGUCACUGUCCGCCGCGUCGCAGUACGGCGCGCCGCUUUCCCAAGGUCCGCCUUCAUCCCUGGUGAACAGCGGCAUGAAUGCAGCCACGCUGAGCUUGUUACAGCAGCAGCAAGCGGCGCAGGCGGCGGCACUUCAGCCUGGGUCGGGACCAGGAAGCGGUGUAGACGCCGCGUCGGCAGGCUGGGCGCUGGACCCCGCGGCAGCCGCAGCAGCAGCCGCGACGAACAACUUCCAGUUGCUCUACCAGAACACCGGCGCGACGGCACCGCCGGACUGGGCGCGCGCGGCGGCGGCAGCUGCGGCGGCGGCAGACCCAAGGUUAGUGCCGGGGCUGGCGGCGGCUGGGCUGGGCGCGGUGCCGGUCAGCAGCGUCGCGCCUCAUACCCUGGCGACGCCCUCGCCACCGGACCUGGCGGCUAUGAAGACGCAGGCUGUAACCUCCCAGUUGCCCCCGGUAGUUUCGGCGCUUGGUAGAACGCUGGGGAUGGCGCCGCCACAGCUGCGGCCGCCGCUGUACGGCGCUCCUAUUUCUGCUAUCCGCCCCGACGCCAUGGCCAUGCCGCCAGCUGCUGCAUUAGCUGCGACGGCGGCCGUGGGUAUUCCGCCUGCGGUUUCGGUAGCUGUGGAGGAUACGGCGGCGGCGCUUGCCGCCGCUGGCCGCUCUGUGUUAUAGGAGGCAUGGCGCCUGCUAGGUAGGAGGACGCAGCAGCCGAGACGCUAGCGAUUAUUAGUAGCACGAACGGGCGCCUUUGUUACAAGCAGCCUUUGUAGCGGCAGUAAGAAGUGUAUUUUGCUGUUGCUGUGAGUCAUGAGAUAUGCGUUUGGCCCGCGGUUUGGGGCUGUGCUAUUGGCUACUCUCUGUGUCUGCCUUCUUGUGAAUGUGGUUUGGAUGUUGCUGCUGUAUCCUAACCCAAUUGAAAGGGAGGUAUUCCAAGUCUUCGACCAUGCCACACGUUUUGCCUACUUUUGUAUGUAAGCCGUGUUUGUUGGGACUUUUGCAACUGUUGCUCCUGCUUGCUCUGCUGCUGUUGGUGAUGAUAACGAUCCUGACCCACUUCAAUACACACAGAUAAGACUAUUGUGAGAGGCGUGGUUUCAGCCUGUGUGAAAUUAUGCGCGUGUGGUGUGUGCUGGCGCCGCAUGCCUUCCCCCGUGAGCCGAGCGAGUGAGGGUUAUGUUUGUUUUUGUGGUUGCUAGCUUAGCGAGGAGAGCUGUUUGGGGCCUAAGACCUGCGCGCUUUUGGCCCUGUCGAUGCAGUAUGGUGUCGGUUGGUGAAGAGGAUGGGAGUGUGUGGCCAGCGAAUAGCUAUGGUUCGAUCGCUUAUAGUUUGUUUACGUUUUGACAUCCUUUUGGUCCCACACUUGUCGGCUUGUCGGCUGCUUGGGCUCCUUGUGACUGCAUUUUUCGUGAGUCUGCCGCAGACGGCCGAGGGGUGUGGGUGUGUGUGCUGUGUGUCGUGGUGGUGGUGGUGGUGGUGGUGAUACGUUGUUUGCCGGACUGGCAUCUCCGUUGCGCCUCCUUCUGCAGUGUGGUGCGGUGCUGUGGACGCCUCUGUUGCGUCUUGUCGUGUUGAGCGGAGCUUAAUAUGUCUAACUAUCAGGCGAGUGGUGUUUUUCCUCCUUUGUGUGUGUAGCACUGUGUGAAGUCAUUGUAGCCCUUUUGUGGGGUAAGCUGCUGCUGAUGCUGCUGUUACUGGGAGAAGAGCAGAAGCCAAGGUCACGUCACUGGCUGUAUAGUUCUCUGACCUGUGUCUUGGUCACGUUCCGUCAACGCAAAAGGCAUAAAGCCUUAAGCCCAGAACGCGUUAUACGUGGGUGCCCAGGGCCGUGGCACCCGGCAUCCCGUCUUAUGCUGCUCGGUUGGGGUGUCUCUCUGCCCGCUCUUAUUGACCCUUAUUGCGCUACAGCUUUUGUCGUACGCCCAUGUCUCUUUUGGUUGAAAGGUAUUGGGUAUUGGCAUUACAACUCCAGGUUUUUGCCCCUCCUUCGCGGGCUGUGCAGUAUACAAAGGGACUUGACGAGUCUUUACCUAAUCAUGUGGAGUGAUGAUGAGGCGUCCUGCAACGGUUUGCUGGCGGGUUAGCUGAACUAGGUAUUCUUUAGAGUGCGGCUUUGGCCAUCCUCCCCUUCAAAUGGACAAACCCCUUCUGCUGUUUGCCCUGCGGGCGGCGCGCUUACGUAAGCCACUUUGUGCGUGUGCGUUCUGUGUGGUCAUAAGGAAUGGAAGCAUGCAGCUGUUGGACGCUGUUUCGGUCCCGUGUUUUAUGGUCAUGUGUGAGAGGGCCGACGCGUGUUUUGUGCUGCAGUGGUGCUGCGCUGCUUUUGUCCAGAUGGGUAAUGUCCUGAUUAGGCAUAUGCUUUUAUUCACGAAAAGCAUUAUAAAACAGUGUUCGAGGAGAAACAACACGUUUUGUCGAGUCAGGACUGGUUUGUCAUGUGUCCUUUUGUAUGGUGGUGAAUACACAUCAUGCCUAUGUUGCGCGGUUUCGGUUGGCCUUUUUCCAAGUAUCGACAGUUGUCGAUGUAGGCUUCUCCUCACCGGCCGCGGUCAAGUUAAGGUUCAGUAAGUCGAUAGCUUAGUAGCACAGAAGAGGAUCAAGAUCGUCGAUGACUUGCGCCCCAUUUUAGGUACGGGGCAACAGACACGCCGUACAUGGCGUGUGUGGUGUAUCGGGCCCGCCUGUUGUAGGGGGCCGCUGUACGUUGCUACUGGGGGAUAUUCUCUUGGCCAUCGCAUGUGCCCAACAUGCGGGGUGUUAAAAGCGGAUGUAGCCCUUCAUGGCUCGGCCUUGCCUUGAACCCAUGAAGGGGCUCAGAAGGCGGGUAUCGCAAGAAACGGGUAUGCUGGCCAAUUGCCAGCUGCCUGUGUAACCUCUUCACCUGCUGUUUGUAACCCACUUGGGAAACGGAAC
This is a messenger RNA of Astrephomene gubernaculifera, 4414 nucleotides long. Lineage: Eukaryota; Viridiplantae; Chlorophyta; Chlorophyceae; Chlamydomonadales; Astrephomenaceae. The record is from the annotation of a GenBank genome assembly.